UAUAAGUUUUGGUGCCCUGUUAUCACUCGUCAUACUCUUGUUUAUUUACUGCAUUCCUAUCAUAAAAUAUUCCACAAUGUAGCACUAGUGAUUUGUGAAUAAAACUCCAUAACGAUGUUGAUAAUGCGUAAAGUACAUAAAGCAUUGUGGUAGGACACUUGCACAGGGAGUCAACUUGAUUAUUUGCUCCAUUUCUGCUGUAACAUAUUCAACAGACAACGAAACAACUGUCCUCGAAAGUAAUUUGGACGUUGGGAGAGCAAUUUUGCUCCCAUCCAAAUUGCCCCCGGAGGGACGGUGGGAGCGAUCUGGCACGACAACGGCAUACGGUACACGCAUCAGCUGACCGGCAGGUGUGGAGGUCUGGAGGGAGGGCCGCGCUGACAUGUCCAGCUCCCCAUCCUCCCGUAGCUCCUCUUCGUUCACCACUGCUCUCCCAUCCACGAGCAUCUCACCAUUGAAGCUUAAGACCCUCUAGCAUCCUUGGGCGCAACCUGAAGCUAGUGGUCAGAUCCCCUGCGUGGUCGUCUUCCUUCAUUUCCUGGUGGCACGGGUUUCUUCACGUCUCAUGACCUCCAGACCCGGCGACAUGGGCUGGAGCAUGGGGUGGGCAUUUGCUCGACUCACCUUCCUCCCAACGCUGGCCUUCAAUGUGGCCAUGCGAAGGGUGUCGGCGAGGCAGUGGUACAAUCGAGUGGAUGACCGCCUGAUCCUGGGUGCACUGCCCUUCCGAGGCAUGACCAAAGAGUUAGUGGAAGUGGAAGGAGUGAAAGGUGUGGUGUCCAUGAAUGAGGACUAUGAACUCAUGUGGCUAGCCAAUGCCAAGAAGGAGUGGGAGAAUGUUGGAGUAAAGUUCCUACAGCUGAGCACAACAGACAUUUUUGAAGCACCCAGCCAGGAGAAGCUGCAGCGUGGGGUGGAGUUCAUCCAGGAGAUGGAGGGCAGCAGUGAGGGUGGAUCAGUGUAUGUGCACUGCAAGGCUGGACGCACUAGAAGUGCCACACUGGUUGCAUGCUACCUCAUGAGUAAAUACAAGUGGAGUCCUGAGAAGGCACUGGAACACAUAGUAGCAGCAAGGCCUCAUGUAUGGCUGGGGCCACGUCAACACCAGGCCUUGGCUACCUUCUAUGACACCAUGGUACAGAGCUGACAACCAUCUCCCACCACUGCUCAGUGAUAGGAAUGGUGACACUCUCCUCCAUUAGUCACAGUGUGGUCUUCAGGCCAAUCUUUUUUCACACCCCUCAGGGAUGGCCCUCAGCCAGGCUGUGAGUAUUAGGUGUGUCUGAAGCAGAGAAAGGUCAUGAGGCAUUCUGUGUUUUCAAAGCAGCUCUCUUAAUUUAUCUUUUAAAUUCUUAUAUUGGUAUGUGUCGUGUUGCUCAAUACACUAUCUAUUUACUAUAGAAAUAGUGCUCUCUCUCUCUCUCUCUCUCUCUCUCUCUCUCUCUCUCUCUCUCUCUCUCUCUCUCUCUCUCU
Scylla paramamosain (green mud crab) is the source of this 1476-nucleotide messenger RNA. It is a transcript of the gene PTPMT1, whose product is annotated as phosphatidylglycerophosphatase and protein-tyrosine phosphatase 1-like. The coding region runs from base 569 to 1150 and encodes 193 amino acids. The record is from RefSeq and is a predicted model, not a curated record. Lineage: Eukaryota; Metazoa; Arthropoda; Malacostraca; Decapoda; Portunidae. The transcript has 5 exons. Gene Ontology annotation, biological process: protein dephosphorylation. Gene Ontology annotation, molecular function: phosphatidylinositol-4,5-bisphosphate 5-phosphatase activity; protein tyrosine/serine/threonine phosphatase activity; phosphatidylglycerophosphatase activity.